Molecule: messenger RNA, 1506 nt
Organism: Saprolegnia diclina VS20
Lineage: Eukaryota; Oomycota; Saprolegniomycetes; Saprolegniales; Saprolegniaceae
Exons: 2
Coding region: 453-1439 (328 amino acids)
Source: RefSeq, a predicted model, not a curated record
CUGCCGUUGGACCUUUCCCAGGGCGUUGUACGCAUCACCAAGCGUCGUCAGGCUCGGCUCCAGGCUGCUACCAGCCCACCAUCGCUCGCGACUAACCAGAAUCAAGGUCGCGUGGUGUAAUACCUCCGCUUCCGGAUCUGGGCACGCUGUUCCGGACGCGGCCCGUCCCUUCUAUAUCCGGAUACUCGCAGGAGAUUCGGCCGAAAGUUGGGUGGCGCAAGGCUCGCGUGGCCGUCGCCGGUGGCCACGCUCGGCCAAGUCGCCAUCGAGCAGCAAGCGCUUUGCUAUCGUCUCUGCUUUCAGCGCCAGCGAGAAGCGUCUCUUCUGCGUCCAGCGGCCACGCAGCGACGCGUGUCGGCUGCGUCAACAACGCGCUCGGCAAAUAGGGUUGGGUGUUUCUAUCCGGUAAAAGUUGGGUGUUUUUAUUUUUCGUUCGCCCGGCUCCAGCAACAAUGGCCAACGGCAGUGCAGCGUCGCCGGAUGGGUUCCCGACCAAGUGCAAGGACUGGAAGCACCUUGACGAAGAGCUCGAGCGCUACAUGCACAAGACCAACUCGUGCUUUGUGGCCAAGCGCACGCAGAAGAUGCAGUCAUACCUCAACCAGAUGGACAAGAAGCGCAAUGGCCGCGAAAAGACGCGGUCCCGGCGCUUCUUCCAGAGCGCCACGAUCGCACUGCCCGAGUACCGGCGGAAGGAGUUCAUGUGCGUCGAGGGCGAAAAGUCACACGCGACGUCGGGCGACAAGUGCCCAUUCCGCUUCAUUGCGCAGACCGAGUGGGAUGCGAAGCGCAAGGAAUAUUCGAUCCAGAUCGUCCAGAAGAACCUUGUGCACAACCACGAGCUCUCGGCCGAGGCCUGGCGACGAUACCCGUCCGUGAAGCGCAUGCUCUGGGACGAGUCGUGCCAAUACCUCUUGGAGAUCACGCACGCGGUCAAAGGCUCGCGCUCCGAGCUCUUCAAGCUCAUUGAGAAGAAGCAUCCGGGCGUGUUUACGAUGAAGGACAUCCACAACCGGUUCAGCGCGUUGACGCAAGCGGCGAACGCGGCGAACGCGACCAACCCGGAAUCGACCGAGAACAUGGAGAUUCCGAUGCCGUCGUCGGUGCACGCCGGCAUGACCGAGGCGCAGCUGCUGCAAGCCGCCAGCAACGAGCUCGUCCAGCAGCAGCUCGCGCAACAGCAAGCGUCGGCGCACGCGCUCGUGGACCAGCAACUGCUCGAGAACAACGCGAUGGCCGCGACUCAGCUCAUUCAGGCGCUCAACGGCACGGACGCCGACAACCACAAGUACGAGAUGCCCGCCGGCAGCGAGAACCACCACUUGAUGCCGGAAUCGCUGCAUGGCAGCGACGCCCAUCUCAUGGUCCAAGCCAUGGAGGACGACGACGACGACGACGACGCCUUGCCCCACGACCCAACGACGCAGCUCUCCAUCUAAGAACACCUUGUUGAUCGAUGUCUUUAUCCCGCGAUGGCGAAUACAACUCCUAUUCUUACGUAGUUCA